Molecule: messenger RNA, 1353 nt
Organism: Nannizzia gypsea CBS 118893
Lineage: Eukaryota; Fungi; Ascomycota; Eurotiomycetes; Onygenales; Arthrodermataceae
Product: protein-L-isoaspartate(D-aspartate) O-methyltransferase
Exons: 1
Coding region: 1-1353 (450 amino acids)
Biological process (GO): response to antibiotic
Source: RefSeq, a predicted model, not a curated record
AUGGCUGCCGCUAAGCUUGUUGAUCUUAUAAAAUCAAAUGCCAAGCCUCUCCCAGAUAUUUCAAGCGAGUCAUUCGGAUCUCGAUUUGAUCAUCUUGGAAAGUAUAAAGUUGUGUUACUUGGGGAUGGAACCCAUGGCACAUCAGAGUUCUACCGAGCUCGCGCAGAGAUAACCAAAUACCUAAUUCAACAUCAUGGGUUUAAUGCUGUAACCGUCGAGGCAGAUUGGCCUGAUUCGGAAGCGGUAGACAGAUAUGUCCGACAGCGCCCAGGAGAUAAAGCAAGAAUUGAACGACCCGAUGAACCAGCCUUCCAACGAUUUCCAACUUGGAUGUGGCAGAAUUCAGAUGUGCAAGAUAUGGUACACUGGAUGAGGGACUAUAAUCGUAGUCUUUCAUCAGCCAGCCGAGUUGGUUUUUAUGGAUUGGAUUUGUACAGUAUGGGCAGAUCCAUAGACUCCAUCAUCAAAUACCUAGACGCAAUUGACCCAAGAAUGGCGAAGCUCGCGCGCCAGCGAUAUGGAUGUUUGCAGCCAUGGGUUGAAUAUCCGACAGAAUAUGGAUUAGCGAGUUAUCUUGACAGUGGAAUGAAAACUUGUGAAGAAGCUGUACUCGACAUGCUCCGCGAUCUUCUCCAGAAGCGCCUAGAAUACACUGCAGCUCACCAGGAUGGAGAUGAGUUCCAUAGUGCCGAACAAAACGCCUACUUGGUAGCCGACGCGGAGGCUUAUUACAGGGCAAUGUAUUCAGGUUCGAUUGACUCUUGGUCGCUUAGAGACUCCCAUAUGUUCGAGACUCUGAAACGCCUCCUCAGUGCCAAAGGUUCAACGUCCAAAGUUGUUGUCUGGGCACACAAUAGCCACAUUGGCGAUGCCAGAUAUACUAGUAUGGGGAGGCGCAGGGGAGAGCUAAAUAUCGGCCAGCUUUGUCGUGAGGAAUUCGGCAGAGACAAUGUUGCUCUGGUUGGGUGCGGUACGCAUAUCGGCACCGUCGCAGCAGCCCACGAAUGGGGUGGCGAUGUGGAUAUCAUGGAUGUAGUGCCUUCAAGAAGUGAUUCUUGGGAACACCUGGCCCAUCAGUGUGGACAAAAGACUUUUUAUCUCGAGCUCAGGAAGAAUAUCGCGAGCCCCGAGCUGCUCCAUGCUAUGAGAAUGGCAUCACCCCGAUUGGAACGAUUUAUUGGAGUUAUCUAUCGCCCCAAAACCGAACGUACCUCGCAUUACUCGUCCGCUGAUCUCGCAGAUCAGUUUGACGGCUUUGUUUGGUUUGAGCAAACUGAGGCCGUCAAACCUUUGGUAACACAUCAGCCGCACGGCCAUAUUGGCGCAGACGAGACCUACCCCUUUGGACUGUGA